CAAGAGGGGCAGCAGCACGCCCACAGACACCGAGCAAAGCGGAUUAAAGUCCCGCAGAGAUGGCAGGGGAGUCCGAGGACGAAAUACCAGAAUCAGGAGCAGUUUUCACAUUUGGAAAGAGCAAAUUUGCUGACAACAUCCCCAGUAAAUUCUGGCUUAAAAAUGACGUCCCCUUAAAGAUAGCCUGUGGGGACGAGCAUACCGCCUUAAUAACAGAAAAUGGGAAACUCUUCAUGUUUGGCAGCAACAACUGGGGCCAGCUCGGCCUGGGGUCCAAACAGACUGUGAACAAGCCCACUUGUGUCAAAGGUUGGUCCUUAAAGACGCUCUCUGUUCCUGUUUUAGCCCCGAAAAGAAGAGAGAGGAUCGUGAGU
Plectropomus leopardus (leopard coralgrouper) is the source of this 374-nucleotide messenger RNA. The record is from RefSeq and is a predicted model, not a curated record. NCBI's taxonomy places the organism in Eukaryota, Metazoa, Chordata, Actinopteri, Perciformes, Serranidae.